Molecule: messenger RNA, 879 nt
Organism: Lytechinus pictus (painted urchin)
Lineage: Eukaryota; Metazoa; Echinodermata; Echinoidea; Temnopleuroida; Toxopneustidae
Product: cytochrome P450 2D26-like
Exons: 3
Coding region: 1-879 (292 amino acids)
Biological process (GO): xenobiotic metabolic process
Cellular component (GO): intracellular membrane-bounded organelle; cytoplasm
Molecular function (GO): oxidoreductase activity, acting on paired donors, with incorporation or reduction of molecular oxygen, reduced flavin or flavoprotein as one donor, and incorporation of one atom of oxygen; iron ion binding; heme binding
Source: RefSeq, a predicted model, not a curated record
AUGAAUAGCAAACCUUUCGAUCCCAGUCACCUGAUAACCACGACGGUUGGUAACAUUGCAAUGCAACUGAUGACCGGAAACACUUAUGAACUCGACGAUCCUAUAUUCCGUCAGGUGAUGAAACACACGAUGCGAAUCUUCGAGAUAAUUGGUCCUGCAGGACUUCUGUCCACUGUUCAGCUUCUUAGGGCGAUCCCGUCACCUGGAAAGCGACAAUUUGGAGGAAGCAUUCGAUGGGACAGCAGCGAACUUUUCGAUGAAACCAACCUCCUUGGAUCAUGUAUAGAGAUCCUGCUUGGUGGGUUAGAAACGACAUCAACAGUAGUCGUCUGGAUCGUCCAUACGUUGGCUUCCUACCCAGAAGCACAACGUCGAGUCCGUCAGGAGAUUUUACAGGUCAUAGGCAAGGACCGGUUACCAAGGUUUUCGGACCAUAACAGAAUGCCCCUAACCAUGGCGAUCAUUGCAGAAUGCAUGCGUCUUCGACCAGCAGGGCCAUUUCAUAUCGCUCAUAUAGCCUUGGAGGACCUUAAAGUUGGUGCGUACGAUAUCCCGAAGGGCAGCCCUAUUACAUUGAACAUAUGGCAUUUGGCACAAAGUCCCACACUCUGGGAAAAGCCGAAAAGUUUCAGACCGGAGAGGUUCUUGACUGAUGACGGAAAGUUCGAUAGAAAGCACGAGCCGUUCCUUUUCGGAAUAGGUCGUAGGUCAUGUCCUGGGGAAUCGCUGGCCAGAGUAGAAAUAUUUCUGUUCACCACCUUCAUCCUGCAGCGUUUCAAUAUCAGACUGGCUGAGGGCGUCCCAGUAGAUAUCGGAACCCGUGCAUCAGCUACUGUCAGUCCUGAUCCUUAUCAGAUCCAUGCUGUGAAGGCAACUUGA